Silurus meridionalis is the source of this 3427-nucleotide messenger RNA. It is a transcript of the gene zc3h7bb, whose product is annotated as zinc finger CCCH-type containing 7Bb. Bases 504 to 3215 code for a protein of 903 amino acids. Lineage: Eukaryota; Metazoa; Chordata; Actinopteri; Siluriformes; Siluridae. The record is from RefSeq and is a predicted model, not a curated record. The transcript has 22 exons. Gene Ontology annotation, molecular function: miRNA binding; protein binding; metal ion binding. Gene Ontology annotation, biological process: miRNA processing.
ACAAUUUACUCACUUCACUCAUAAUAAUAAUAAUCAUCAUCAUCAUCUGCUUAUUAGGUUUGAUCGAAGCGUUUCAUGGGACCCAGCGAUUUAUAUAACACUGUUGUUUAAUGUGGAGUUUGAUUUCCUAUGCACAACUUCUGCCAGACGCUAAGCUAGCUAAUGCUAUAUCAUGAAAUACACGCCGCACGCUGAUAAUUAGCUUUUAGUUAUAUGUGCAUUCAAAUGUAAAAAUUGUGUGCAUGUAGAAAGUAAAGUGAUCUGUCUGCUACCGCGGUAAGAUCGCUAUUUAUCGCCAGAAAUUGUUAGCCUCCGUGUCUUUAGAGGCCCAGUACGAGAGUGUAGCCUGUUAGCGUGGCUCCAGUUUAUUACAGGAUAACGCAGCACUUCACUACUAUAUUUUACAUUGGGUAACGGAGCUGCUUUUUACUAAUUGGGAUGUUAAAUAUUUAAUCUGACCUUAAACUGCUUGGCUAAUUUGCAACGGUGAAUGUUUAUGGUCCAUGUUUAUGAAGUUAACAGCAAUGGAUCCAGAGAGACUGAAGCGCAAGGAGGAAAUCGAGAAAUCCCUGGGAUUCAUUCAGUCAUCUUUGCCUUUUCCUGAUCCUGAGGGUUAUGAGGCAUUUUUGAUGCAGUUAGUUUGCAACUUGCUGGAUGAAGGCAACACAGUGUUUCGUGAAGGAGACUGGAGACAGGCAGCUGUUCACUAUAGCGAAGGUGUAAACGUAGCCCGAUAUGCCCAGUCUGAAGCACUGGUCAUGCCACCAGAACUGCUUGAAAGUCUCUAUGUGAACAGGGCAUCCGCACACUAUAGUCUUGAAGAGUAUGAGCAGGGUGUGCAGGACUGUGAUUGUGCACUGGCUGUGUCUGAGGGCAACAGGAGAGCACUCUACAGGAAGGCGCUAUGCCUGAGAGAGCUGGGUCGAUUCAGAGAGGCUUAUGAGUGUGGCACUGGGUGCCUGCUCGCUUCCCCUCAUGACAGACAAGUCAGUGAGUUGGCUAAGGACCUGGCCAACAAACUUGGCCUGAAAAUUCGCAAAGCCUAUGUUAGUCCUCAGGUUGAAUCUACGACAUCUGGCCCAGCAAGUAAUGGGGAAGCUGCACCUUCUACAGGGGAGACAUCCUCAAAUGGUUUGGAGUCACUGACAGACAUCGGAUCAGAUUUGUCAAGUGCUCAGUGCAUACCUGCACCUCUGGCUACACCAAUUCCAGUCAGUGAUGACCCUGCAAUGCCUUCGCUGAGUCCAAUAGUUUCCCAGGACACACCUGAGAGCCCCAGUCAGGGGCCCACUGGGCAGGUGCAGUACUCUGUGCCGGUGUCUGAGGAUGUGGGUGAAUGUGUGAUAAAUCCAAAUCUGGACAGUUUGCUGGAAAAAGGAGCCGAGGUCAGCGUGAACCCUGUUCAAGGAGCCAUUCCAACAAACCUUCCAAAUACAGCUGUAGGGUUGCGUACUACCUACCCAUCUGGUAUCCCAGCCUCUUCAUCCCCACUCACGCCGCCUUACUUCGGCUCCACUAUUAGUCCCCUCACUCAGCUGGACUCUUUUUCAGCACUUGGCCAGAAUGAGAGCUCACAGGCCAUGGAGUCUCUCAUCCCUUUUUCUGCUGGGGCUGGAGAGGCUGUUGGGAGGGCUAGAGCUGAAUCUUUUGGUGCACAAGGACUUGACUCUCUCUCUGAGUAUACACUGCCAGGAGGAAGAGUCUCUAGCAGUUUCUUUUCUGGAUUACGGAACCAUAGUACAGUUCAUUCAAAUGGCUCAGCUGCCACCAACCUUUCCCUCUUAUCCCAGAAUCCACUGGCUGCCACCCAUGAGUUCAGACAGGCCUGCCAUGCCUGUUACAGUCGCAUAGGCCCUCGAGUCAUGGAUUACAAGUAUCAGCCGGAAGCAGCUCAUCGCUGUAAAAGAGAUGUGCUGCUCUGCCGCCUCAAAUCAUCUGAAGACACCACAUGGAAAAGGAUACGGCCUCGCCCUGCUCGCAAUAACUUUCUUGGAGCAUUUGUUCUUUGCAAAGAGGUUCAGGAGCGCCAGGAGUGCCAAUAUGGUGAAAACUGCACAUUUGCCUAUUGCCAAGAGGAAAUAGAUGUGUGGACCCAGGAGAGGAAAGGAGCUUUAAGUCGAGAGCUAUUAUUCGACCCCCUGGGCACAAAUGAAAGACGAGCACUUAGUGUCACUCGUUUGUUGCAGAUUCAUAUGGGCAUGUUCAUGUUCCUCUGUGAGGAAUGUUUUGACAGUAAGCCUCGCAUUAUCAGCAAGCGCAGCAAAGAGAACCUAGGUGUCUGCUCCAAUCUAACUGCAAAGCAUCCUUUUGAUGAUAACAAGUGCCUGGUGCACGUGGUACGCUCAGCCAAUGUGCGCUACAGUAAGAUUCGCCCACUUCAUCCACUAUGCCAGUUUGAUGUUUGCCGCCAUGAGGUGCGCUAUGGCUGCCAGAGGGAAGACAGCUGUUCUUUUGCUCACUCAGUUAUUGAGCUCAAAUGCUGGGUGCUGCAACAGGACACAGGUAUCACUCAUGAGGAGAUGGUGCAGGAGUCGAAGAGACACUGGCAAAGACUGGAGCAGAAUGCACAACGACAAAAGCCCAUACAUAUGCCUCAUCCAACCAGCAGCACUAGCAGUAAUUCUAUGGGCAGUGCCAGUUUUGGGACUGGAGGAGGGGUUGGAAUGGGAGGUGACGGGAUGGGAGGUGGAGGCUCAGGAGGGGGCACAUGUGGCCGAGGCCGUGGGCUCAACCUCAAGAUGAAAUUUGUAUGUGGCCAGUGCUGGAGGGAGGGCCAAGUCAAUGAGCCAGACAAGGCACUGAAAUACUGCACUGCAAAAGCCAAACACAGCUGGACAAAAGAGAGGCGGGUUCUGUUGGUAAAAUCGUUUGAGAAGAAAAAGUGGGUAGUUGUACGGCCACUGCCUUUCUCUCGAACUUACCCCCAGCAGUAUGAUAUGUGUGUUCAUGUGAUGAAACAGAAAAAGUGCCACUAUAUUGGGAACUGCUCUUUUGCGCACAGUUCAGAAGAGAGAGAUGUGUGGACCUACAUGAAGAACAACAGUUUGAGAGACAUGCAGCAGAUGUAUGAUUUAUGGCUAUCACUGACCAAUCAGAACCGUCGAUCAGAGGGGCCCAUGAUGACUCCACCUCCUGAAGAAAAACAGAAUGCCAUGCCAGCUGACUACACUGAGUCAGUGGCUGGACAGCGCAUGUCAGGAAGUGGGGAACUGUGACCUCAGCCAAAGCAUUGAGUGGUAGGCCAUGUGACUACCUGGAUGAGGCUUCCUUUCACAAAAACAGUCAGUUUUUGUCCAUUCCCCUCAGUGCAAAUUUAGGAUGCACUGUAGUCUGUCUGCUGACAGUCUGACUGUAAGCCUAAGAAGGUGACAGUGAAUACAAACAUAGAUGUUUUCUUAUUCAUGCCCAAAUACAUUUGUCGACAUUA